This is a messenger RNA of Dissoconium aciculare CBS 342.82, 523 nucleotides long. RefSeq lists its product as uncharacterized. Lineage: Eukaryota; Fungi; Ascomycota; Dothideomycetes; Mycosphaerellales; Dissoconiaceae. The coding region runs from base 119 to 427 and encodes 102 amino acids. The record is from RefSeq and is a predicted model, not a curated record. The transcript has a single exon.
GCGCUGUGAAUUGCGACUCUGGAUAGAGACUUCCCUUCAAAUUUUUUUCCCAACAAAUCCCGCCUGGGUCACCAUCGGGAGACCCACGAAGGUACGGCAAGCUCUCUCGACAUGAACCAUGCAGCUAGCUUUUAGCCUUAUCCAAAAGAUCCGAAGGCGGUCGCCUGGUGUGGCUAGAUUUUCUUCCGCCCGUCAUCGGGUUCCUCGGCGAGACGGGGGGCGCCUGCUGCUUCUGCUGCUGCUGUUGCUUGCGUCUUGCAUAUCAGCUCACCACACCCUGGCAGCUUCUCCUCAACAUCCCACUACCCUUCGACCGGGAUGUCGCUGUAGCGAAUGGCGAUCUCUUCCGCAGGUCCUGAGCUCGCCUUCCAGCUUCUCGUCGUCGACGUGGGGCACACAAGAUGGUGUGCUCAUCAUCGCCAGGUAGGAUAUCGAUAGGUGAGGUUGUUUCCAUGGACGACUAUAAAAGGGUGCUACAUGAUCAGAAUGAUUCUGCUUCCGUUCAAUCCACUUUGUUCACAUC